UUCCGGCGCCGUCGCGGCUCAUUUCUUGCUGCCGCCAUGCUCGACUUCUUCACCAUUUUCUCCAACGGCGGACUUGUGCUCUGUGAAGUAGAGGAGAGCCGUAAGAUCUGUGCUCCCACUACCAUGAAGAAAUUUGAGAAUUCCGAAAAGGCCAAGAAACCGUUGAGAACCAUGAUUGAAAUAAGGGUUGGGGAGAAGCCCAGAGAAAAAGCAAAGAACAGCAAAAAAGGCAGGGGAGUGGCAAGAAGGAAGGUAUGUUUGAGCUCCUUGGACAUGCAUGAAAGGUGUUAACAUGGCACUAAGGACUGAUGCGCUCCUUCCUUUCAUCAUUGCUUGCUUAACUCUGACUCACAUGCUCACCAUGCUAUCAUCUCCAGGCCUUGUCAUCUGAAACAUAAAU
This is a messenger RNA of Castor canadensis (American beaver), 400 nucleotides long. NCBI's taxonomy places the organism in Eukaryota, Metazoa, Chordata, Mammalia, Rodentia, Castoridae. The record is from RefSeq and is a predicted model, not a curated record.